Molecule: messenger RNA, 143 nt
Organism: Acaulospora colombiana
Lineage: Eukaryota; Fungi; Glomeromycota; Glomeromycetes; Diversisporales; Acaulosporaceae
Source: the annotation of a GenBank genome assembly
AUGGCUUCUGAAGACACGAAAGAUACAGUCACGGUUGGUGAAUACUUGGAAAGACAAAAGAGCUUGGAGAAAGAAGCAGCAGAAGUUUUACCCUGGAACUUUGAUAGCUGUACAUAUAACAAGGGAUACUUGCGUCAGGCCGU